CGCGAGCGACGUCCUUAUCCUGAUUGGACGACGGCAGGAACUGGUGGAAUGACCAACGCGCGCCGGAUUCGAGAAGGACGUCUUGUGAGCUGGCGCGCUGUGAAUCGUCGUCCCCAUCUUCUAAACAGCUCAGGACGAGGAAUUGACAGCAGGAACAUUGGUCUGGACAACAUCCCCGAUGACAUCUUCUGGGAUCUGAACAUCGACCUUAAGCCAGUACCUAACAUGUGUCACUGUCGCAAAGGCAUUUGGGACUUCAUCACCUUGAAAACCAGUAGUCGUCUUCUUGUCAAAAAUCCUCGGUAUGAUCCAGAAAAAUGCUACCAGCGACUACGAGAGUACAUGCGGGAAAAUCCCUAUGCCAACGCUCUCCAACUAGCCCAGUUUCUCAUGGAUCCGAAGAUGAUAAUCAUGUACCUGGGUAACUGCGAUUCUCUUCGUGAACAUGACGAAUUUUUCAGCGGUGCACUACGAGUGACAUAUCUGCCUGAACAGGAUCGACACUUUACAACAGAUUCAACUCCAGACGAUCCUCUUCGCCCAAAAUACGACUCUAUCGCCGAAAAGGAGUUUGACGACGGGCAAUUCUACGGACGCAGCGCUGGAGCAAUCAUGUUCUAUAUUGAGCAAUAUUUCGGUGGAAGCGGGACAAUAGGAAAAGCCAAGGCUUGUGAAUGUCCGUUCUAUCAGCAGAUGCUCGACGAUUUCUACUACGAGAGAAUUCGGAGUCGGAGGGAAAAACAACUUCACCAUCCUAACGCUGCCACUAAUCCUUACUUUAAGUAUGAAGCAAAAGGAACGCACGGAAAUAAUUACCGUGGAAACUAUAACAGCGGUUGGGAAUCCAAGGGUUCGCAUGAUGAAUAUGCUGGUCCGAGUCGUUCGAAUCAGAAGGACAGCAAAGGAUCCAACAGCCUACGAGGUGAAAAGCAAGGAAAGGGACGCUCUUCAACUCCAAACUCAACAUGUGGGCGAGCACCUCCUUUGAAUCAAACCGAGUUUCCCAGUUUAGGUUCUACAUCAAAAGGAAAAGGGAGCAGCAACUCUACUCAAGAGAAAGCAGAUGGAAAAGGAGGAUCUCUGGCAGACCAGAUUCUGGGGCAGAGAAAAGAGAGUGAGAACAACAAAUCUCAUAAUAGUCAAGGAGGUCUAGGAUGUUCAGGCGAUGCUACGAGCACCACCGUUGGUCGUGAAGCAGGAUCGAGUACUACAAGUGCGUCUGCCCACCAUGGGUCCCACGCAUUUGGACCACCACCACCGAGCUUACUACCUACUACUCAGCCACAACUUGGAUUCUUACCUUCUAUGAGCAGUACAUCUUCCUUCCCUGUGAGCUUAGGAGGAGACACGACCAAGAUGGAGAAUCAAUACGGAAAGGGAUAUGCAAGCGAGUACAUGCACCCAGAACAGCAAGGACGCCGUGGCGAUCCCAGCACACCGGCUCCAGGUAACACUGAUUCAAACUCUAGUGGACCAGAACUAGCAAGUUGGCAGAAUGAAGCCUAUUGGCAUUUCGACCUCCACGCAAACAAGUGGUGCGUCUGGAGUUGGAAGAAUGCUGAGAAAACAGCAUACUUUGUACGGUAUCCUCAGGGAGGCGGGAAAUGAGCUAUGAGCUCCUGCAACAUGUUGUUGUCUACGAGACAAAACCGUUCAGAAUAAAUAAACAAAUACUACAUUGGUGCAGGGGGUGUGUCAAUGUUCAUUGAGUCCGUAGCUAAGAGCUAGUAUAAAUAACAUUCCUCCACGAGAAAUAAAUCGAAAGACUAAACGUACCAAGCAAAGCAACAUGAUGUGAGCUAUUCAAUGCGUGUGUUCUUGUGUCAGUAAGCUGAUUGGCCUUGCC
Amoebophrya sp. A25 is the source of this 1846-nucleotide messenger RNA. Lineage: Eukaryota; Dinophyceae; Syndiniales; Amoebophryaceae. The record is from the annotation of a GenBank genome assembly.